This is a messenger RNA of Athene cunicularia (burrowing owl), 8188 nucleotides long. It is a transcript of the gene SP3, whose product is annotated as Sp3 transcription factor. Lineage: Eukaryota; Metazoa; Chordata; Aves; Strigiformes; Strigidae. The record is from RefSeq and is a predicted model, not a curated record. Gene Ontology annotation, biological process: regulation of transcription by RNA polymerase II. Gene Ontology annotation, molecular function: DNA-binding transcription factor activity, RNA polymerase II-specific; RNA polymerase II cis-regulatory region sequence-specific DNA binding.
AGUGACAUACAAUCUAGUUAAAAAUGCCUCCUUGUUGCUGUAUCUCAUUUGUCAAUGCAGCAGCUUUUUUGUUUCUGCUAAUGUUAGGGACAUUUUAUUGUCUUAAUUUAGACAAAUUCUGAAUUUCUGCUGAUCUAAACUAAGCUGUUCAAGUUCUGGAUCCAGUUGUUCAUCUCAAGCAAAAAGAUUUAGAUGUUCCUUACAAUUAAGUGUUAGAUACGUUUCACCAGAUUGGAAUUAUCUUUUAAAGUCACAUUUUAAGCAGCCCAGAUAAUACAUUUUCCCUGAAACAUUGUUUGAUUCUCAAAAUGUUUGAUUUGGGCAAAUGUAUUUCUUUGAAUUGAGUGGCUUCAUUGGCAGAGGGCUGAAACAUGCAACAGAAUUAAUUUGCCUUAACAAGCAGCUUUGUGUCAGCUGAACCACAGUGACUGAUGUUGAAUGUGUUUUUAACCUAUGGCAAAUACAAGAUAGAAUGUAUUAGCUCAUACCUUAAUGAAAGAGUUGAAGCAAGUGCAUUUUAUCUUGUAUUUGUAAUGACCUAAGAAUGUACAGAUAGUUUACUGUAGCUUGGUAAACACAUGGUAUUAAACUCAUGCAUUAGAGCCCUAACUCUUUCAUAAAACAACAAUUUGGAUGAGGCAGUGGCCAAUCUUCUUCAUUAGGUAUGUGAUUUUUUAAAUGUUUAGGAGCUCGUGACUCAUUAUCUGUCCACCUCUGCUUGUUUUGCUGAUGCUUUUGCUCCAGGACUAAAUGGGGCAAAAGUGACUUUCUGAAAAGUGCAGCAAAAAGCAGUCCACAAAUAGACCGGCACAGAUAAAUGUUUGGUAGUUCUUUAGCAACAAAAUACUGAUGGCUAAUGGCAUGUGUCCAGUUGAUCACAUUUGACAUGUUGAAAUGCAGGUGCCUACAACAUACACCAGCUCUUACAGGGGUGUUUCCCCUUUCCAAUUUUACUUUGGUGAAGGAUGUGGGUUUUCUUUAAAACCCAAGCCCCAUCCUGCAACAUGGUUUAGCUCACUUUUUAAAGGUAUUUUACCUUCUGUAUGUGUUUCUCUUACCUCCUUCCACAUUUGACUCAAUGUUGCUUUAAUUUUCUCUAAACAAAUUGAAGAAGACAAUUACUAGGUUUUUAUUUAUUAUUCUUCAGGGAUGAAAAUACUGACUCAGAGAGAUCCCUUUAUUUUACCUGCUGGAAAUUAGAGGAGGUUGCUUAAAGAAUCAAAAGAUAGGCUGAACAGCAGCUGUUGCUUCCACUCCUUGGUGGUACUUAACCGUUCUUCAGGUGGAUGUUAUAAUUUGAUUUUAAUGCUUCCCAUGCUUUGUGCCAGCUACUCUUUGCUCUGUUCCUGUCUCUUUCUCUUGUUUCCUGAUCCUGCUUCCAGUGAACUCCCCGUUGCUUCCUGUUCUCUCCUCCUUGGCUGAGUACUGCUAAUGCUGAACUUUCCUCAGAUCUUUGUCCCUUUCUCUUGACACAGAGCCUUUGGAUUGCAACUGUCCAGCCUUCUUUUAAAGGAGCAGCUUCCAAAUAACUGCAGCCUGAGUAUCGGUUGAUAAGGAAAAGAACUGUUUCUUUAUCUGUACCUUCUAAGUAUUUUUCAUGGAUGACUGAAAGCAAACAAACUUUGGCCUGUUAGAUCAGUAAGUGAGUGGGCUGUAGAUAUUGCUGCUCAUACAUCAUUGGUAGAACUUUGCGUUACUACAACAAUGCUUAAUUGCUUGAGGAUACAGUGAAAGGUUACUACUCUUUUUCGCAGGAAAAGAAGUCCAAGAAAUGCCUUACUAGCUCAGCAGACUUUGAGAAUGGAUAUAGCAGUCAGGCUUGUUAUGACAGGUUGGUGACCAGCUGAGGUUAGAGAUCAUCCUCAAAUUCUCUUUACCAUACAGGCUUUUUUCAUGCUUUAAUAUGAGUAGUUUUGAUAGCUGCCAGAUAGGUUCUUGAAAGCCUCACCCUCUUUUUGCCCCUCCCUCCUCAUGAUUCAUCUGGUAGUGUCUGAUAGAGCCAGCUGCGGCAGAAACAUGUGAAUAACAGGCAUUUCAUGUACUAUGUGCAGCAAUAGCUUCAGAUCUAUGUGCAUUAACUUCUCCGUGGACUGACAAGUGCAUCUACUAAAAGAGCGGCUCUAUGGAGCUAAAACCCCUACAGAGCAGGAUUUGAGGGAAGAUUUUGCUAGAUUAUGAAAAGGUGAGGAGAGAUGUGUUCCCAACAUGUAAAGGGCAAAGGCCAUUGAAUGGUGAUACAGAAAUCAACAUAUGUUUGGGGAGGAGAAUAAUGUAGGUCACUCCCAUAUCAUGAAGGAGACAGGUUCCCUCUGAACGAUUUCUGUGGAGGAUACUUAUGUAUUGCUUAUGAGUAGACAUAGACAUACUAUUGUAUAUUAGGUCAGUUGAGGUAUAGCCUGAACAUUCAACAUCUCCUUGUACAUAGUCUUAAAUCAGUGAGAAAUUAUAUCAGACUGGUAGUGGUUCUCAUUACUUUUUCUUUCUCUCUUGUUCUAACAGAUACUAUCAGCACACUUCAUUAUUUAUUUUAUAAUGACAUACAUUAAAUAUAUAGCAAACAUAUUCUUGCUUUUGGUAUUUUUCUGAAUGAUGUUUACCUGUGACUUUUAUAGGUCUUUUGAUACUUUAUAAAACCUUCAGUUAGUAAGUAUUUAUAUACUAGUAAAUUGAGUAGUUACGAACUUUCUUAGCAGAAUUUCAGCAAACAGUACCUAUGUGUAAACAAUAUUAAACACAAGACUAUAAAGCUAAUGUGGUAGCACAUGAAAAUGGAAUUUUUUGCCUUUUUCUAGAUAAGAGGAUGGGAUAUGGAAUAUUGCAUAAUUUUUUCUAAUGUCAUGAAUCAUAAGCUUGAAAGACUAAGGAUUUAAAUAUGUACUUUAAGUGAAAGGCUAAUCAGUAUAAGAGGAAAUGAAAGUAAUACAAUGGAAUUACCAUUACUCCAUUUUCUCUUUCUCAUCCUUGAAGCAUUAAGGCCAUAAAAUUAGUUUUGUUCUGGUGGUGCUGUAUCUAUUUACUAAUAAACUACCUGAAAGAUUAUAUAUCUUUGAGGGCAGAUGAAGGCGAGCAUUCUUUUUUUGUUCGCUAUUAUUAUCUGUACAACUCUUGAGAUAAAUUUAGAACCAAGAUGUGUGUUUUCUUUUGGAAAUGAAGCUUGCCAAGCACAGUAAAACUAUUUUUUUCGUAAGUACUCAGACUUAAAUAGAGUAUUUUUCUUGUGCAUGUAAACAUUUUAGUGUUGUAGCUUGGAAUAGGAUAAGAAAGUGAAACUAGCAAAGUCCCAGCCUACACUGUGGACUAAAUUCACUCAGAUGCAUGUCACAGGAUUCAUUCAGGCUGGCUAAGUCUCAAUGCCAUGUUAGAGAGGAGUAAGCUGUGUGCUGUAUUUUGCAUAUCCAGGGUUUAUUCUAAAGGAAAUCAGAACACAGCAUCAGAAGGAAGCUGCGAUAUGCUUUGGUAACUUCCCUACCAGGAGCAGCCACAGGACCAGUGCAGAACAGCAAACUAGAGCUUUUCUUUCUAUGUCCUGUGGAGUCUGCCAAAGAAACAAAAUUUGUUCCACAGCUGAAUGAGUUGUAAGACAAGUUACUUGUUGCUAAAUAUUGUUAUUCCAUUGGUUUACUGUAGUGCUGUAAAAUAAGGAGAAAUUUAACUACAUCUUUUUAGUUUGAUGGUUAUUUACAAUACCAAGUUGGUUGACUACACAAAUUUGUGCUAAGCAUUGAAGGUUGUUAAAUCUAAUUCUUAAUACUCUAUUCUGAAAAAGCUUGCUUUGGUAAAGAAAGGUAAGUGCAAUUUACCUUUUCUUUACUGAAUAAGAAACAAAAGCAUACUACAUUAGGUUCUUUAAUCUUUAACCAUCCAGGGGGCUGUUCUGAAACAUUGACCUUUUCUAUUGUUCCAACUUAAUGAAGAUAGACUUUUUUUUUUUUUUCCCCCUAACGGAUAUGUAUGACUAAUCCAAAUGUGAUUUCAGUGUAAAAGUCCUUAGUUUAGAGGCCUUCUUCCCUAGUGAAACAGUAACUCAUGCAAGCUUAUAAAUAUUAGGACUUUGUAUUAUGUGUAACUUAAACUGAGGCUGUCCAGUCUUUCCAUUGGCCCAUUAGUUGUCAUCCUAACACUCUCUGUACUGCUGAGAGUCACAACAUGCACAUAUAUACCGUGUAUAAUGCAGAGUCAAAAGGCAGUGGAGAUCCAGGAGAUACAGGCGACGCUGGCUUCGUGGCAAUUCCUCCACUUCAGUGUGAUAGGUGCCAGGCUAGAUAAAGAGUGUGGCUGAGUCCCAGGGUAACCUGGUGAUGACAGCUCCAGCAGCCCCUGCCAGCUCCCUUCUUCCCACAGCCAGGGAUUUGGAUUACCCAGCAGCCCCCACACCAGAAUAACCCUGCUGCUGGUCACCUGAUGUAGCCAUGACACAGGAGCUGCAUUUGACCUGCUCGUGAGCAACAUGCAGCUCACAACCCACAGGUUGGUUACCCUGACUUAGGCAUUAGCUCAGUACAAAAUCUGUAUUUCAUAGUUCUAAUCCAGUCGCUGUGGUUCAUAUGGGCUGCACUGCAUGUUUUCCAGUAGUGUAUCAAUCUCUAGUGUUAAAUUGCAUGACUAUUCUAGCAUAUAGCUUGUAAGUCUCUUUUUUUAAUUUUGUCUUCUUUCUUUUUUUUAUUCAGACAGGGGAUUUGGCUUCUGUGCAAUUAACAGGAACUCCAAAUAGAUGGGAGGUCUUGUCUGCAGCUCCUGCCACUAUAAAGGAUGAAGCUGGUAAUAUAGUACAGAUUCCAGGUGCUGCCACAGUAACUUCAAGUGGGCAGUAUGUCCUUCCUAUUCAGAGUUUGCAAAAUCAACAAAUCUUUUCUGUUGCACCAGGAUCAGAUUCGUCGAAUGGUACAGUGUCUAACGUACAAUACCAAGUAAUACCCCAGAUCCAGACAGCGGAUGGUCAGCAGGUUCAACUUGGCUUUGCAGCCUCUUCUGAUAAUAGCAGUAUAAAUCAAGAAACUGGUCAAAUUCAGAUCAUUCCUGGCUCUAAUCAAACCAUCAUUGCCUCUGGAACACCUUCAGCUAAUAUUCAGAAUAUCUUAUCGCAGUCUGGUCAAGUCCAGGUUCAGGGAGUUGCAAUUGGUGGUUCGUCUUUUCCUGGCCAAGCACAAGUAGUUGCUAACGUUCCUCUUGGACUGCCAGGGAAUAUUACUUUUGUACCCAUCAAUAGUGUUGAUCUAGAUUCUCUGGGACUUGGCAGUGGUUCUCAAACCAUGACAGCUGGCAUUAAUGCAGAUGGGCACUUGAUAAAUACUGGACAGGCCAUGGAUAGUUCAGAUACUUCUGAAAGGACUGGUGAGCAAGUUUCUCCGGAAAUUACAGAAACCGCCACUGAUAAUGACUUAUUUGUGCCAACAUCAUCUUCAUCGCAAUUGCCCGUUACCAUAGACAGUUCAAGUAUAUUGGAACAAAAUGCAAACAACUUGACCACAACUAGUGGUCAAGUUCAUAGUUCUGAUCUUCAGGGAAAUUACAUCCAGACAUCAGUCUCUGAUGACACGCAGGCUCAGAAUAUUCAGGUCUCCACAGCACAGCCAAUUGUACAACACAUACAGCUUCAAGAGUCUCAGCAGCCAACCAGUCAAGCCCAGAUUGUACAAGGUAUUGCGCAACAGACAAUCCAUGGUGUGCAAGCAAGUCAAAGUAUAUCUCAACAGGCUCUUCAAAAUCUUCAACUGCAGCUGAAUCCUGGAACUUUUUUAAUUCAGGCACAAACAGUGACCCCUUCUGGGCAGAUAACCUGGCAGACAUUUCAAGUGCAAGGAGUUCAGAACUUGCAGAACUUGCAAAUUCAGAAUGCACCUGGUCAACAAAUAACUCUAACCCCUGUGCAGACUCUCACUCUUGGUCAAGUUGCAGCAGGUGGGGCGUUGACGUCAACUCCAGUUAGUCUAAGCACUGCUCAAUUGCCAAAUCUACAGACAGUUACAGUAAACUCUAUAGAUUCUGCUGGUAUUCAGCUGCAUCAAGGAGAAAAUGCUGGCAGUCCUGCAGAUAUUAGGAUUAAAGAAGAGGAGCCUGAUCCAGAAGAGUGGCAGCUCAGUGGUGAUUCUACACUGAAUACCAAUGAUCUAACACACCUGAGAGUACAGGUAGUAGAUGAGGAAGGGGACCAACCACAUCAAGAGGGAAAAAGACUGCGACGAGUAGCUUGCACAUGUCCCAACUGCAAAGAAGGUGGUGGAAGAGGCUCCAACUUGGGAAAAAAGAAGCAACACAUUUGUCACAUACCAGGGUGUGGCAAAGUGUAUGGGAAAACUUCACAUUUGAGAGCUCAUCUCCGCUGGCAUUCUGGAGAGCGUCCAUUUGUUUGUACUUGGAUGUUCUGUGGCAAAAGGUUCACUCGCAGCGAUGAGCUUCAGCGACACCGAAGAACGCACACAGGUGAGAAGAAAUUUGUCUGUCCAGAAUGUUCAAAACGCUUUAUGAGAAGUGACCACCUUGCCAAACACAUUAAAACACAUCAGAAUAAAAAAGGUAUUCACUCUAGCAGUACAGUGCUGGCAUCAGUGGAAGCAACACCUGAUGAUACUUUGAUUACUGCAGGAGGAACAACACUUAUUCUUGCAAAUAUUCAACAAGGCUCUGUUUCAGGAAUAGGAACUGUAAAUACAUCUGGCACCAGCAAUCAGGAUAUUCUUACCAACACUGAAAUACCUUUACAGCUUGUCACAGUUUCGGGAAACGAGACAAUGGAGUAAAUAUUACACAAGAUACCUAUUAAUUGUGGUUAUUUUUAUACAGUAGUGAGAAGAAUAUUGUUCCUAAGUUCUUAGAUAUCUUUUUAUUGAUGUGCAAAAAUUUUUGGAUUGACAGUAACUUGGUUAUACAUGACACUGAAAUGCCUUACUUUGUAUGAUAUUCCAUAGUAUAUUAAAAUGGUAAAAUUGCAUGGGUUUUGUAGGUACUUUUGGAAUCUAGAAGAGAUGAAAUUUUACCAAGUUAUAUUAAAAAAAAAAAAGAAUUUAACGAUGGAAAUGGUAGUCUAACCAAAUGCAUCAAUCCUGUGUGGUUUAGUGUAAAAAAAUGAGAACAUGUUGGUAUUUAUCUAUUGUAAGAUAAAAGAAGUUGAUGGGUGAAAAGAAAUCAUGUUAUGAUAAAAGAAAUUUUGUAAUUUUCUUGAUGACUGGAAUUUUUAUUAUGCAUAACUGACAAAUCAAGUUUCCAAGCAAAUGUUACAUAGUGUAGGCUUUACUUAGCUCAUCAACUUGUCAUUUUGAAGCUAAUUAUUUUAAUUAGGUUAACUAUGUACAAUAUUUUAAGCAUUACUCUUGUAAGAUUUUGAAAACUACAUUUUAACAUGGAACUCUAGGGAUAGUCACCUUUUAAAUCCUAUUGAAAAGCCAUGUUUAAGAUUUAAUUUGCCAAAAUGAUGUCUUGUUAAUAUUCUUUCAGUAACCAAGGUGGGCAAUAUAACCAAUGUUUAAAAAGCUUAAAAUGUUAAAAAAAAAAAAAAUAUGUAUAGGUUGAGGCAUUUGGGUGGUAAGGCAAAUGUUAUAGUGAAGUAUAUCCCUUCUUUUGAACAUUGGAGGACCAAAAAUAAGGUGUAUUGCGUCUCAGCAGUGAUUUUUAUCAAAUCUUUUUCCAAAAAAACAUCUGUCUGCCAGGGCCUUAAAAGCCAUCGUGUAAAUUAACAGUAAAAUACAACAUAUGCAAAUACAACAGAAAAAAUCACUUCCAUAUUGACAGUACUCCCAAACAUAUGGAUAUAGUCAUAGUGAACUAGGGGUUUUAUGAGGUUUUUAUUUGUUUGUUGUUUAGUUUUUGGUUAGUCAAUCUGCAUUUAAAUAUCAGCCAUCUUUUCUUUUUUGCUUCUUCCCUUAAAAAUUGUAUGUAUCCAGUACAUUUAACUGAUAAACAUAUAUGUUUUUUAUUAUGCUGAAUUUUCUUUUUAUUUUUUAAUUACUGUUUAUAUUUUCAAUUAUAGAAAAAUGUACAAAAUGAAGUUAUAUAGCCAGUCUGUAAGUGCUAUACCAUUUUCAAAAAAUGUACAACAAUAAUUACUGCAGUUCACCUAUUUACAAACAUUUGGAAAUCUGUUCAUUUGUUAUUCUUAAAACCACCUCAAAUUUAAAGGCUACCUUAUUGUACGUUUAAAGUGUAUUAUAACAGUGUGGUAGUUAAUAAAACACUAUUUUUUUUUUUCUUUUGA